GGAAAGGAAUGAACCAAACACACCUGAGCUUAUAAUAAAAACCCUAGAACCUUGAAAUCACUGUGUCUCAUUUCCACCCCAGAAAAUUUAACAAGAAAAAAGAAAGAACCAACUAUUUUCUACCAUGUACUGGCUAGCUACCAGAAACGCUGCCGUUACAUUCCCAAAGUUGCGCUCACUUUCUCUGUUCCUUCGUUCCCCUGUUCUCAGUCACACUCCAUUUCGCCCCUCCUCACUGUUUCUCAGCCGCAGACAGUUUGGUCAGAUUUAUUUUUUCAAAGACCGGAAGGCUUCGAGAGGGAUUACGAAAGCUUCGAAGAAAGUUAAAGUAUCAAAUGAUAAUGUUCUAAAUGACAAGGAUCUUUCCCACUUAAUGUGGUGGCAAGAGAGGCUACAAACUUGCCGGAAACCUUCUACUCUUCAUCUGGUUAAAAGGCUCAAAUAUUCCAAUUUGCUCGGCUUGGAUGUUAGCUUGAAAAAUGGGAGUCUAAAAGAAGGAACACUCAAUUGGGAGAUGUUGCAGUUCAAGUCUAAGUUUCCUCGUGAAGUUCUGCUCUGCAGAGUUGGAGAUUUUUAUGAAGCCAUUGGAAUAGAUGGUUGUAUUCUUGUUGAGUUUGCUGGUUUGAAUCCAUUUGGUGGUUUGCGUCCGGAGAGCAUACCAAAAGCCGGUUGCCCUGUCGUGAAUCUACGACAAACUUUGGAUGAUUUGACACGUAAUGGCUAUUCAGUUUGCAUAGUGGAGGAAGUUCAAGGUCCAACACAAGCUCGUUCUCGUAAAAGCCGUUUUAUAUCUGGGCAUGCACAUCCAGGCAGUCCUUAUGUAUUUGGACUUGUUGGAAUUGAUCACGAUCUUGACUUUCCAGAGCCAAUGCCUGUUGUUGGAAUAUCUCGUUCGGCAAGGGGGUAUUGCAUAAUUUUAGUCUUAGAAACUAUGAAGACAUAUUGUUCAGAGGAUGGUCUAACUGAAGAUGCUUUAGUUACCAAGCUACGUACUUGUCGAUACCAUCACCUAUUUCUGCAUACAUCCUUGAGACAGAAUACAUCAGGAACUUGCCGUUGGGGAGAAUAUGGUGAGGGAGGCCUACUGUGGGGAGAAUGUAAUUCCAGACUUUUUCAAUGGUUUGAAGGCAAUCCAGUCACUGACCUUUUGUUUAAGGUGAAGGAAGUUUAUGGUCUUGAAAAUGAAGUUACAUUCAGAAAUGUUACUGUGCCUUAUGAAAAUAGGCCCCGCCCUUUAUAUCUAGGAACAGCCACACAAAUUGGUGCCAUACCAACUGAGGGAAUACCAUCUUUGUUAAAGGUGUUGCUUCCAUCAAACUGCACUGGACUACCUGUAUUGUAUGUCAGAGAUCUUCUCCUCAAUCCUCCUGCUUAUGAGAUUGCAUCCACAAUUCAAGCAAUAGGCAAACUUAUGAGCAACGUGACAUGUUCAAUUCCUGAGUUUACAUGUGUUUCACCUGCCAAGCUUGUGAAGCUACUUGAAUUGAGGGAGGCCAAUCAUAUUGAGUUUUGUAGAAUAAAAAAUGUACUUGAUGAAACCUUGCACAUGUAUGGAAACUCUGAGCUUAAUGAAAUCCUGAAAUUGUUGAUGGAUCCAACCUGGGUUUCAACAGGGUUGAAAAUUGACUUUGAGACAUUUGUUAAGGAAUGCGAAUGUGCUUCAGUCAGAAUUGGUGAAAUGAUCUCUCUUGAUGGUGAAAGUGAUCAAAAGAUAAGUUCCUAUAAUGGCAUUCCGAGUGAUUUUUUUGAGGAUAUGGAAUGUCUGUGGAAAAGGCGUGUGAAGAGGACCCACAUUGAAGAAGAAAUUGCAGAAGUCGAAAAGGCUGCUGAGGCCUUGUCAUUAGCAGUUACUGAAGAUUUUCUUCCUAUUUUCUCAAGAAUAAAAGCUACUACAGCCCCACUUGGUGGUCCAAGGGGGGAAAUUUUAUACGCUAGAGAGCAUGAAGCUGUAUGGUUUAAGGGAAGGCGAUUUAGACCAGCAGUAUGGGCUGGUACCCCUGGGGAAGAACAAAUUAAACAGCUUAAGCCCGCUAUAGAUUCUAAAGGUAGAAAAGUUGGAGAAGAAUGGUUUAGCACAAUGAAGGUUGAAGAUGCUUUAUUGAGGUACCAUGAGGCAGGUGCCAAGGCAAAAGCAAAGGUCUUGGAAUUGUUGAGAGGACUUUCUUCAGAGUUGCAAACUAAAAUUAAUAUCCUUGUGUUUGCUUCAAUGCUUCUUGUUAUUGCAAAGGCAUUAUUUGCUCAUGUGAGUGAAGGUAGGAGAAGGAAAUGGGUUUUCCCUACACUUGUUGGGUUCAACAGUUCUGAGACUAUAAAACCACUCAACGGAGCAAAUAGCUUGAAGAUGAUUGGUUUAUCACCAUAUUGGUUUGAUGUAGCUGAAGGCAGUGCUAUUCAUAAUACAGUUGACAUGCAGUCAUUGUUUCUCUUGACGGGUCCAAAUGGGGGUGGUAAAUCUAGUUUGCUGCGAUCCAUUUGUGCUGCUGCAUUACUUGGAAUAUGUGGAUUUAUGGUGCCUGCAGAGUCAGCCUUAAUUCCUUACUUAGAUGCUAUUAUGCUCCACAUGAAAUCUUAUGAUAGCCCUGCUGAUGGAAAAAGUUCAUUUCAGGUAGAAAUGUCUGAGGUUCGGUCUAUUAUUACUGGAGCAACUUCCAGAAGUCUUGUGCUCAUAGAUGAAAUUUGUCGAGGAACAGAAACAGCGAAAGGAACCUGUAUUGCUGGUAGUAUUAUUGAGACUCUUGAUAAAAUUGGUUGUCUAGGAAUUGUGUCCACUCACUUGCAUGGAAUCUUUGAUUUACCGCUUAAUACCAAGAACACCAUGUACAAAGCAAUGGGAACAGAAUAUGUUGAUGGAAAGACAAAACCAACUUGGAAGUUAAUAGAUGGGAUCUGUAGAGAAAGCCUUGCAUUUGAAACAGCUAAAAAGGAAGGAGUUCCUGAGACAAUAAUUCAAAGAGCUGAAGACCUUUAUCUGUCGGUUUAUGCAAAAGAGAAUUCUUCAGAAAGAAGUGACAGGAAAGGAUCGCAAGUGUGUUCUGAAACAAGGAUUGAUUGUUCUGUUGAAGCUGAUCUCCAUUUUAAUAACAUUGGUGUGGGAUCUGUCCAUCAUAAGAUUGAGUCAAUGAUGACAAUGGAAGUCUUACAUAAGGAAAUCAAUAGAGCUGUCACUGUAAUUUGUCAGAAGAAGUUGAUUGAGCUAAAUAAGCAGAAAAACACAUCUGAAAUUGCUGGGGUAAAGUGUGUCUCCAUUGCUGCUAAGGAGCAGCCACCUCCAUCGGUUAUAGGUGCUUCAUGCGUCUAUGUGAUGCUGAGACCUGACAAGAAACUAUAUGUUGGACAGACUGAUGAUCUCGACGGCCGAAUCCGUUCUCAUCGAUCAAAAGAAGGAAUGCAGACUGCCUCUUUCCUUUAUUUCAUAGUCCCGGGGAAGAGCGUAGCAUGCCAAAUUGAAACUCUUCUCAUCAACCAGCUAUAUAAUCAAGGCUUCCCUCUGGCCAACAUUGCUGAUGGCAAGCAUCGGAAUUUUGGCACAUCAAAUCAAUUUGCAGAAACUUUGACUGUUCAUUAAUGAAUCAGAAUCCUUGACCCUACAUUUUGUACAAGAUGCUUUAGUUUGUGUGUUCCCAUCUUAUGUAUAUUCAGUGUAAAAAAAUCAUGUGGCAGUGGCUGCAACAAUUUUGUAUUUGAUUCCAGUUGCAGUUUCAGCUGUCUCUGUCUCACAUGGCAAGAAAAAAUAACUGUUUAUUUCAUUGCCAGGGUACUUAAUGUAGCUUUUGAUGCUUGUAUUGUAUAUUAAUUCAUUUCCUGAAUCUGAGUGAGUGUU
Messenger RNA from Pistacia vera, 3820 nucleotides. Its product is annotated as DNA mismatch repair protein MSH1, mitochondrial. The coding region runs from base 125 to 3565 and encodes 1146 amino acids. The record is from RefSeq and is a predicted model, not a curated record. The transcript has 22 exons. NCBI's taxonomy places the organism in Eukaryota, Viridiplantae, Streptophyta, Magnoliopsida, Sapindales, Anacardiaceae. Gene Ontology annotation, biological process: mismatch repair. Gene Ontology annotation, molecular function: ATP-dependent DNA damage sensor activity; mismatched DNA binding; ATP binding. Gene Ontology annotation, cellular component: nucleus.